AUGGAAUACUUGAAGAAAUACACUAAUGUUAUUGACCUUAAACAGGUCACUGAACGUAACGUUAAUGGAAAGAGCUUUCUGGAAAUACUAAGUAUUGCCUUUCAAAAGGUAGAACUCACCAGACUAACCACUAUUCAAGAAUAUGUAGAGCAUAUUUUACUGACUGAAGAAUACAACAAUACUGAAACUUUUAUUAAAGACCACAAGCCAGUACUUAAGGAAUUUGAUAUGAAAAAUGAAGUUCAACUCACUUACUUGUUGUUUACUUUUGCCGCUGUUGCCAACAAGUAUGAAGUCUCUUUGAAGAAUUACAUAAACAAAAUAAUCCAAGAACAAGUGGCGCAGUUUGAGUCAACAGAAUUAGCCAAUAAUACGCCAGUAUCAACACAAAACUCUAAAAAGAGUUCCACAAAAUUGAACACCAAAGCCAUACCCUAUACUCCUAAAGGAAAAGGUCAUACAGUUACAUUUGCAGAAAUAGUCUCCAGAAAUUUAGAUGUAGGCAGCAACCAUGAUACUUCUCCAACUCCUUCCAGUAAUAGGCUAAAAAUGAACGUGACCAAGCGUAUAGUGUCUGAUAUUAAAGAAGGAAUUAUCACAAUUGAACGUGUUGAAGGAGCUGUUGAUUUUAUUGAAUGGCGAAUAAAGACUGGUCAAACAAAAUCAACUAACCAGAUUGAUGAUAUAGUUAAAUUAACAGAAAAGGGAGAGGAACUAGUUAAACAAAUUGAAGCAGGAGUAAAAAAAGAUAAACUAUGCUGGUUUUGGGUAAUAUAUUGUGCUGAGAUGGUAAUUCUUGUCAAUAUGAAUGUGGUGGAAUUGGUAAAUACAUAG
Rhizophagus irregularis DAOM 181602=DAOM 197198 is the source of this 834-nucleotide messenger RNA. NCBI's taxonomy places the organism in Eukaryota, Fungi, Glomeromycota, Glomeromycetes, Glomerales, Glomeraceae. The record is from RefSeq and is a predicted model, not a curated record.